This is a messenger RNA of Fusarium poae, 1179 nucleotides long. Its product is annotated as Heat shock protein ssb1. The record is from RefSeq and is a predicted model, not a curated record. Gene Ontology annotation, cellular component: plasma membrane; cytosol; nucleus. The transcript has a single exon. Gene Ontology annotation, biological process: vesicle-mediated transport; cellular response to unfolded protein; protein refolding. Bases 1 to 1179 code for a protein of 392 amino acids. Gene Ontology annotation, molecular function: misfolded protein binding; ATP binding; ATP-dependent protein folding chaperone. Lineage: Eukaryota; Fungi; Ascomycota; Sordariomycetes; Hypocreales; Nectriaceae.
AUGCUAAUUAUAUACAAAAGUACUCAUUUAGGCGGACAAGACUUCGAUACGAACCUCCUCGAUCACUGCAAGAAGGAGUUCGGUCGUAAGACCAAGAAGGAUCUCUCUGGCGAUGCCCGCGCCCUCCGACGUCUCCGAACCGCUUGUGAGCGUGCCAAGCGUACUCUUUCCAGCGGUGCUCAGGCCACCAUUGAGAUUGACUCUCUCUUCGACGGUGAGGACUUCACUAUGUCCAUCACCCGUGCCCGUUUCGAGGACUUGAACGCCAAGGCUUUCUCUGGCACCAUCGAGCCCGUUGCCCAGGUCCUCAAGGACGCCGCUAUCGAGAAGAAGGCCGUUGACGAGAUCGUCCUCGUCGGUGGUUCUACCCGUAUCCCCAAGAUCCAGAAGCUUCUGUCCGAGUUCUUCGACGGCAAGAAGCUCGAGAAGAGCAUCAACCCCGAUGAGGCUGUUGCCUACGGUGCCGCCGUCCAGGCCGGUAUCCUCUCCGGAAAGGCCACCUCUGCUGAGACCGCCGACCUCCUCCUCCUCGAUGUUGUUCCUCUGUCUCUCGGUGUCGCCAUGGAGGGUAACAUUUUCGCCUCCGUUGUUCCCCGUGGUACCACUUGCCCCACCCUCAAGAAGCGAACCUUCACUACUGUUGCCGACAACCAGCAGACCGUUCAGUUCCCCGUCUACCAGGGUGAGCGAACCAACUGUGAGGACAACACCAGCUUGGGUGAAUUCACUCUUGCUCCUAUCCCCCCCAUGCGCGCCGGUGAGGCCGUCCUCGAGUGUGUCUUCGAGGUCGAUGUCAACGGUAUCCUCAAGGUCACCGCUACUGAGAAGACCUCCGGCCGCAGCGCCAACAUCACCAUCUCCAACUCCGUCGGAAAGCUUACCACCGACGAGAUUGAGAAGAUGGUCAACGAGGCUGAGCAGUUCAAGAGCAACGAUGAUGCUUUCCAGAAGAAGUUCGAGGCUAAGCAGCAGCUCGAGUCUUACAUUGGCCGUGUUGAGGAGAUCGUUUCCGACCCCACUCUGUCCCUCAAGCUUAAGCGUGGCCAGAAGGAGAAGAUCGAGAGCACCAUCUCCGACGCCAUGGCCGCUCUUGAGAUCAACGAGAGCACCGCUGAGGACCUCAAGAAGCAGGAGCUUGCCCUCAAGCGUCUUGUUACCAAGGCCAUGUCCUCCCGAUAA